GCCCGUGGAGAAUUUUGCCUGCGUUCCACCUUAACUACGGCGCCCCGGGCGGGGCUGCCUUCUGGGGUGGGACUAGGCAAAUGUUACCCUAUGGGCUAGGGCAGCAAGACCGGGUCGCGAGUUGAGGAUAGGUUAUUUCUCCAGGGGCGUGGCUUGUGGGUCCUCGCUUUCCCGCCGACGGUUGGCCACGUCACGUGACAUGGGCUGGAAGAUGGCGUCUCCCACGGACGGGACAGAUUUGGAAGCAUCUUUGCUAAGUUUUGAGAAACUUGACCGUGCCUCGCCAGAUCUUUGGCCUGAACAAUUACCAGGUGUUGCUGAAUUUGCAGCUUCUUUCAAAAGUCCGAUCACUAGCUCUCCACCCAAAUGGAUGGCUGAAAUAGAACGUGAUGACAUUGAUAUGUUGAAAGAAUUGGGGAGCCUCACCACAGCUAAUUUGAUGGAGAAGGUACGAGGCCUCCAGAACCUGGCCUAUCAGCUGGGGCUGGAUGAGUGCAAAGACAAGCCAUCAGAAGGUAGGAACUCGGUGUAACUUUGUGCCUUUUAUGACAGAAUAUACUAGUCUGAUUGGACUUAAAAGCCAGAGAGAUGACAAGGGGAAAAUUCCUGAACAUCCUAGAGAAGCCUAAGAAGUAGCAACCGCUCGAGCACAGGUGUCCUGAAGACCAUAACCAAGUUCCCUUCCCAGUGUAGCUCUGAUGAAGCACACCACGUGCUUGGGAAAGACUGGAGGCUGAACUUCCUUAUCCCCUGCUCCUGGCACUCUGCACCUCUGAGGAUAUUUGGUAGCCAGAGAAGAAUCUGUUCUACCCAAGGAUCAUUGCUAUUCACCGAGCCAGCUUCGUAGCCCUGGAUAUUAUUAACAUAGAGGCCCUGUCAUUCUGGAAGACCCUUUCCAAAAGUGAUGAUGCAGGAGUCCUGGGACCUUAGAAUGACCCUGAUUCUGUAAUGGCAGAGUCAAUGUGACGUGGGUUACCAGGCUCUGUUGAGUUGUACUUGAUCUCUUUAAGAAGCACUCACAAUGAGGACAUCAGAGACCAACUGCAUUCUGGACCAGACCUGGGAACAGUCUCAGACCCGACAGAGUCUAUGACUUCGUUCUGAAGGAAACUUCUGGAAAUGUAUGCCUGCUUUUUAAAUCUAUACCUCCAGGGACACUCUCGCCCUAGCAGUAUCCAUUCCCCUGCUCCCAGGCCCACCUUGCAGGUCUAACUCCAGACCAGUGGGGCUCUUGUAGUGACAGUCUCCUGGGAUUUGCUUGUAGAUAGAAAGGCUCAUGCCGUGUCACCCUGAGUUCUAGACCUCCAGACUACAAAAGGAACUCCAGUUAGGCUGUAAACAUUUUUAAGUGUGACCUGGUAGUGGAAGGACAUGGUUGUGAGAGUCCCCAUCUGACUGACAAGAAGCCCUCCCUGAGUUAGUGUGUGCAAUCGGAUGGUAACAAUGCUCUGGCCCCUUUUCCUCCUCUCAGCUACGUAUACCACAGAUACUUUGCUUAUAUGAUAAAAACACACUCUUAUGAAAAUGUUCUGGCUUAAAUACAGCUCUCACAGACUUCUUUGCUAGUUGAAUGUAUCUGCCAAACUCUGAAAAUCUUGCCCAUGGGUAAGAUGGAUUAGACUAGUCUUUCACAUUUUGAAAAGCACAGGAAGUUCCCUCAAUAUUAUAGGAAGAAAAGCUCUGUGGCCGUCAUCCGGUGGGAGUUUGGACACAGGAGAAGCUGUGGCCAAGUCCAGGGCCAUGUAUCUGUUAGGGCACAGUACUCUUGAGGUUCACAGCAAGCUCCUUGACCAUUCUUGACAUUUGUGCCUAAUGCUAGAAUUGCUGUUGGAUUUUCCCCUUCAUUAGUGCUAUUUGAUCAACACAGUUUUACUUUUUGAAAGGAAAAAGCAAUGAAAUAUGUACCACAGAAGAUAAGUAUGAGAAGAAAAGCACUCUGCUGGAGUACUCCCUAGAAGGGAGUGGAUUUUAAGCUUGAGUCUGUGAUUGACAUUUUUUAUCUCACUAAAUGCGGUUAAAGUGGGUGUAUAUGAGUGAUCGGAAAAUAAUGCCUUAUGUCAAAUUUUUUUCUUCACUCUGUUUUUGAGAGUUGAUGACAUCAGGCACUUUUCAGAGUUUGGGGACAUUGAAAAGUAUGUGGAAAAUACUGGGAUAGCUCCCCCAAACCAGCUUGUCUGUAAUGGGAAGCCGGUAGUUGGUGUUUUGAUCUGCUAUGGCCUCCUCCUUCUUACUGUCAUCCUAUUCACCAGCACUUAAAUUAAUGUAAGUAGAUGUUUUAGAAUUGUGAUAUUUAUUGUUUUUGUAUUUGUCAUCCUUAGAAAUGUUAAUGAUGUAUUUUUAUAUUGAUAAUAUAAAUUUAUGUACAGUAUGUAUAUGUAUUUUAGAAUGUUAGAGGAUUAUACUUUGUGUAUAAUGUGUCUUCAUAAUAAAUAUGUCCCUUGUAUA
Cricetulus griseus (Chinese hamster) is the source of this 2445-nucleotide messenger RNA. Lineage: Eukaryota; Metazoa; Chordata; Mammalia; Rodentia; Cricetidae. The record is from RefSeq and is a predicted model, not a curated record.